AUGUCAUCAACUUGCAACUUGAUUCUCCAAGUAAACACUUGGCGCACUCCUGUGGCAAGUGGGUUUGUGAUUUACGACGAGGGUGAAUCUUCUUCUCAGCUUUGCGGCAAUAAAGUUCAAGUUACCCCUCGACCCACUGAACUAUCCCCUGGCGAUAACUGCAGGGACUGCCCCUUGCAGUGUUCUUAUGGCGAAGCAUUGCAGUUGAAGAUGUUCGAAGACAUAUCUCGCCAGUCCAAAGACGGGUCCCACGAUAAGGAUCGCUCACUCAUGUGUUUUCUUUGUGCCAUAGGUUCGAGUGUUCAUUGUUGGGGUCGACGCUCAACCUUCAACCUUCAAGGCUGUGACACCAAGACAACCAAGGUCACACAUUACAUGUACAAACAAGUUUUCAUGAGAUUCGUUGUGCAAUCUCACAUGCAAACACUGUAUCUCUUAGAUAAGGAUAUUUCAGCUCCUCCAGUACUAGUAUCACCAAUAAAACGUUGCCAACGUGCUGCAGCACCUGGAAUCAAUAAACAGAGUGACUUGGAGGUCUGGGAGUUGUCAGAUGAGGAUAUAAUUGCUGCUGCCAAGACAACAUGGUGUUCUGAUGCAUAUGACCAUUAUUCAGUCUCCCUCCAGCAUGCAAGUCACGUCCGGAUAAGCAUCCUGUGGUUGUUCGGCCACAUUCAAAGACUGCAGAAGGUACUAGUAACAUGUUGA
Laccaria bicolor S238N-H82 is the source of this 705-nucleotide messenger RNA. RefSeq lists its product as uncharacterized. The coding region runs from base 1 to 705 and encodes 234 amino acids. The transcript has 8 exons. The record is from RefSeq and is a predicted model, not a curated record. NCBI's taxonomy places the organism in Eukaryota, Fungi, Basidiomycota, Agaricomycetes, Agaricales, Hydnangiaceae.